Cryphonectria parasitica EP155 is the source of this 1182-nucleotide messenger RNA. RefSeq names its product ammonium transporter. Gene Ontology annotation, biological process: ammonium transmembrane transport. The record is from RefSeq and is a predicted model, not a curated record. The transcript has 3 exons. The coding region runs from base 1 to 1008 and encodes 335 amino acids. Gene Ontology annotation, cellular component: plasma membrane. NCBI's taxonomy places the organism in Eukaryota, Fungi, Ascomycota, Sordariomycetes, Diaporthales, Cryphonectriaceae. Gene Ontology annotation, molecular function: ammonium channel activity.
AUGCUCCCAGCUGUCGUCUUCGUCUUCAUCUGGUCGACCAUCGUGUACGACCCCAUCGCCUACUGGACCUGGAACGCCAACGGCUGGUCCUUCAAGCUCGGCGGCCUCGACUUUGCCGGUGGCACGCCCGUCCACAUCUCUUCUGGCGCCGCCGCCCUCGCCAUGUCGCUGAUGCUGGGCAAGCGCGCCGGCUACGACAAGGUCCACGGCCUCCCGUACCGCCCGCACAACGUCACCCACGUCGUCCUCGGCACUGUCUUCCUCUGGGUGGGCUGGUUCGGCUUCAACGGCGGCAGUGCUCUCGCCGCUAACCUGCGCGCUGUCAUGGCCUGCAUUGUGACGCACAUUGCCGCCUGUGUCGGUGGUUUCACCUGGUGCCUGAUGGAUUACCGUCUGGAGAGGAAGUGGAGUGCUGUCGGUUUCUGCAGCGGUGCCAUUGCUGGUCUGGUUGCUAUCACCCCAGCUUCAGGUUUCGUUCCUGCGUGGUCUGCUGUUGUCUUUGGCGUUGUGGGCGGCAUUGUGUGCAACCUGGCCACCCAGAUCAAGUUCUGGGUCGGUGUUGACGACGCCCUGGAUAUUUUUGCCGAGCAUGCCAUCGGUGGUAUUGUGGGCAACCUGCUCACUGGUCUCUUUGCUGCCGAUUACAUUGCGCACCUCGACGGCUUCUCCGAGAUUUCCGGCGGCUGGCUCAACCACAACUACAUCCAGCUGGCCUACCAGCUCGCCGACUGCGUGGCCGGUUUCUCGUACGCCUUUGGCAUGACCUGCCUCAUCCUCUUCCUCAUGAACCUCGUCCCUGGCCUCCGCCUGCGCGUCGACAACGACGAGGAGGAGAUGGGCCUGGACGACGGCCAGCUGGGCGAGUUUGCGUACGACUACGUCGAGCUGAGCCGGCACGUCAACGAGCUGCUCGGCGCGAGCGAGGAGAACCGUUCCAGCCAGGGCAGCCUGAGGGCCACGUCUGUGGUUGGGCCCUCCAAGGCAGAUGACGCGGAAAAGGCUGUUUAAAUUUUUCUUCAACAAAAUAAUGUGAGGCUUGUGAAGGAUGAUCAUGACUUGUGGCGCGUAUGGGCCGGGAAGGAAUGAAGCGUUGCAAUUGAAGGAAACAGAGAAUAUCAGAAGAUUAGAAGAGUGCUGAUAGACUUAUAAUAUUGCUGCAAUUGCGAAAUCAGCCAUAUAUUG